Molecule: messenger RNA, 1563 nt
Organism: Cladophialophora yegresii CBS 114405
Lineage: Eukaryota; Fungi; Ascomycota; Eurotiomycetes; Chaetothyriales; Herpotrichiellaceae
Exons: 6
Coding region: 1-1563 (520 amino acids)
Biological process (GO): transmembrane transport
Cellular component (GO): membrane
Molecular function (GO): transmembrane transporter activity
Source: RefSeq, a predicted model, not a curated record
AUGACCGAAAAGCACGAAAGCGAGCGCGUCGAGUACGGAGCCAACGAGAAGGAGAUGGGUCUCCGAUCUGGCAGCGUUGACGGCAGUGAUGGCUUGCGCACAGUUGAUGCGGGCUUCACCGCCGACCAGAUUGACGCACAGUACGAUCAGAAGGAAGUGCGCAGGAUCUUGAGGAAAGUGGACUUUCGACUCAUUCCCCUUCUGGGCGUCCUGUACCUCCUCGCGUAUAUUGACCGCAGCAACAUUGGAAAUGCCAAGAUCGCGGGCAUGGAAGAGGACCUCAAUCUGUAUGGAAUGCGCUACAACACGGCGUUGACGGUGUUUUUCGUCCCAUAUGCGCUGUUCGAGGUCCCUUCCAACAUCAUCCUCAAGAUGCUGAGGCCGUCGAUCUGGAUUUCUAUCCUCUGCUUCUGCUGGGGCUUGGUCAUGACGCUGAUGGGAAUUGUGACGACGUAUCAAGGCCUCGUGGUUGCUCGAUUCUUCCUCGGGCUGACGGAGGCGGGUUUCUUCCCUGCCGCUACGUAUUUGCUCACAAUCUGGUACCAGCGCUAUGAAGUCCAACGCCGGAUGGCAGUCUUCUACGCGGCGGCCUCGCUCUCAGGCGCGUUCUCCGGGCUCCUCGCGUUCGCGAUUGAGAAAAUGGACGGCAUCGCUGGCCUGGGAGGCUGGAAGUGGAUCUUCAUCCUAGAGGGCCUGGCACCCGUAGCCGUCUCCUUCACUCUGUACUUCCUUUUGCCCGACAAGCCGGAGACGGCGCGAUUCCUGAGUAAAGAGGAACGAGAGUUUAUCGUCAACCGCAUUGCCCUGCACACCGGGUCCGGCGGAGGGCGCGUCACGAACGCCGACAAAAUGAGCUGGUCAUACAUCCGCGCUGGGUUCGCCGACUGGCGCAUCUGGAUGGCCGUCCUCCCCUUCUGGGCCUGUAGCAUCGGCACCUACGGCUUCACGGCCACAGUCCCCACGGUGAUCAGGCAGAUGGGCUACACGUCCGCGCACGCUCAAUUAAUGACCAUCCCCAUCUACGUCGUGGGCAUGGUAGCCACGGUGAUUGUCGCUUUUUGGGCCGAUCACAUCCAGCAGCGCACACCGUUCAUCAUCGGCGGCUUUGCCAUCGGAGUCGUCGGGUUUAUCGCGCAGCUCGCGAUCCCGCACCCCAGGUACCCGGGUGUGGCGUACUUCUUCCUCUUCCUCGUCGCCACGGGCCUGUACUGCCCGUUCACGUGCGUUGUGACGCUUGUUGCGAACAACCUUGCGCCCUCGUCGAAGCGGGCUGUCGGCAUGGCCCUCCUGAUCAGCAUCGGCAAUAUGGGCGGCAUUUGCGGCUCAAACAUCUACCUCGCGGCCCAGGCUCCCAAAUACCCGACCGGCUUCGGCGUGUCUCUCGGCUGCUGCGUCCUGGGCAUCAUUGCCGCGAUGAUCCUCCGUGUCGAAUAUUCGCGGCAGAACAGGGCCCGUGACGCCCUGAUUGAGCGCGAAGGUGAAGAGGCCGUCAAGGCGCGGUAUACCGACCAGGAACUGCUGGAGUUGGGUGACAGAAGUCCGUUCUAUCGGUAUACGCUUUAA